AUGGUUAAUGAAGAGCCUAGUAUCAAAGUAUCUUAUGAUACAAACAAGGAAACUCAACCUAUGCCAAAAGUUGGAAAUUGCUCUGAUUAUUUUAAAUAUGAAUCCGAUGCCAAUAGCUAUUAUUAUUUAUCAGAGGGACAAGCAACUCUGAGCGUUGAUAAUUAUUUAGUUUUUGGGAUAUACAUCACUGAUGAAACAUACUCUCGUUUAAAUCAUACUUCUCCCAUGAUCAUGCAAACAUUUGAUUCAGAAUAUCCGUACCAAAAUAAACAUCCUAAACUUAAGAGUUCAAUUGAUGUGGGAAAUAUUUAUGCUUUAACAGAAUCUAAUGGUACAAAUGUAUUUUUUUUUCGGUACUAUAGACUUAGAAGAGAAGAAUUGGAUCACUCAUUUCUUACUCAACUUGGUUGGAAACCAAAAUAUGAAAUAUACAAUUACAUUGAAUCUGAAAUGCAGACUAUCGAAUAUUCGUUACCGGGGCCAUUUAAUGAUGUUUAUGAUGAUGACGUUUUUUACAAUUUUUACGCAAAGGUGGUAAUUAAGCUAAAAACUAAUAUCAUAGAAGUAGAAAGAGAACAAAGAGCGCGUACCAUCUUAGAAGUGUUAGCAAAUAUUGCUGCUCUUUACGGAUUAGCUUUUG
Molecule: messenger RNA, 640 nt
Organism: Diversispora eburnea
Lineage: Eukaryota; Fungi; Glomeromycota; Glomeromycetes; Diversisporales; Diversisporaceae
Source: the annotation of a GenBank genome assembly